Messenger RNA from Chlorella variabilis, 468 nucleotides. RefSeq lists its product as hypothetical. The transcript has 4 exons. Gene Ontology annotation, cellular component: peroxisomal membrane; cytosol. Lineage: Eukaryota; Viridiplantae; Chlorophyta; Trebouxiophyceae; Chlorellales; Chlorellaceae. Gene Ontology annotation, biological process: protein import into peroxisome matrix. The record is from RefSeq and is a predicted model, not a curated record. The annotation marks the transcript as partial. Gene Ontology annotation, molecular function: ATP hydrolysis activity; ATP binding.
AUGCAGGCGCCCCUGCGCCUGCGCACCGGCGUGCUGCUGUACGGCCCCCCCGGCUGCGGCAAGACGCACAUCGUGGCGGCCGCGGUGGCGGCGGCAGGCGUGCGCUGCAUCACAGUCAGCGGCCCCGAGCUGCUGAACAAGUACAUCGGCGCCAGCGAGGCGGCUGUGAGGGACGUGUUCCAGCGCGCCGCCGCCGCCGCCCCCUGCCUGCUCCUCUUCGACGAAUUCGACGCCAUCGCGCCCCAGCGCGGCCACGACAACACGGGCGUGACGGACCGAGUGGUGAACCAGCUGCUGACAGAACUGGAUGGCGUGGAGGGGCUGAGGGGCGUGUGCGUGGUGGGCGCCACCUCCCGCCCCGACCUGCUGGACGCUGCUCUGCUGCGCCCCGGCCGCCUCGACCGACUCGUCUUCUGCGGCUUCCCCUCGCCGCUGGAGCGGGGCGCCGUGCUGCGCGCGCUGAGCAGG